This is a messenger RNA of Manihot esculenta (cassava), 4559 nucleotides long. RefSeq lists its product as uncharacterized. The record is from RefSeq and is a predicted model, not a curated record. Lineage: Eukaryota; Viridiplantae; Streptophyta; Magnoliopsida; Malpighiales; Euphorbiaceae. The transcript is spliced from 8 exons. Bases 424 to 4260 code for a protein of 1278 amino acids.
GUCAGACUGUCACAAACAGCUCUAGCCCGUUACAACCAGCCUCCUCUGAAAGGCCUCAAUCUCUCUCUCUCUCUCUCUCUCUUCCUCCAUAUAUAAAAGUAAAAACGCAGCUCCAAAUCUCAUCUUCAUCAACCAAAAACCCCUCUCACCAUUUCUUUCCUCUCUCCCUACGAUCUCUUUCUUUCCCUCCAAUUCAAUUCGUUCUCAUGAAUACUUAUACACCCAUAACUCAUCGAUCCAUGUAUUGUCUUCCAUUUGAAUCAUCUUUUAUUGACUCUGUGAUUCGAUGGUUUCUGUUUCUUUGAAUCGAUCGCUGUUUGGAUCCGUUUUUAGCUAGAAAUGAGGCUGUAGAACUGGAAAAAGGUUAGCUGAUGGGUGAAUCUAUUCUAGUGUGAAUUUCUAAUUUCUAACAUAAAAAAUAAGAUGCCAGGAAUAGCGCAGAGAAAUGAGCAAUUCAGUAAUGCAUCAUCGGGCGUUUACUCGCUUUCAGCCAAUGGAUUCUGGUCAAAGCACAGCGGAGAUGUUAGCUACAAUCAGCUGCAGAAGUUCUGGAGUGAGCUUUCACCACAAGCCCGACAGAAGCUACUGCAGAUUGACAAGCAAACCUUGUUUGAGCAAGCUCGUAAGAACAUGUACUGUUCUAGAUGCAAUGGACUAUUACUUGAAGGUUUCUUGCAGAUUGUUAUGUAUGGCAAGUCUCUGCAGCAGGAAGGGGUAGGUGGUCACCUUUCUUCCAACAGACCAGGAGCCUCAGAAAAUCAGAAUGAUGGAGAAUCAAAUAUAAUGAAUGGGUGCCAAGAUGAAAUUCAAGAUCCAUCUGUCCAUCCCUGGGGGGGUCUGACCACUACACGCGAUGGCUCUUUGACACUUUUGACUUGCUAUAUAAAUUUGAAGUCUCUUAAGGGUCUCCAGAAUGUUUUUGACAGUGCACGAGCAAGAGAACGGGAGAGGGAAUUGCUCUAUCCUGAUGCCUGUGGUGGAGGAGGUCGGGGUUGGAUAAGCCAAGGAAUGGCAAGCUAUGGUAGAGGACAUGGAAUAAGAGAAACAUGUGCAUUACAUACUGCCAGGCUUUCUUGUGACACAUUAGUGGAUUUCUGGUCAGCACUAGGAGAAGAGACUCGACAGUCUCUUUUAAGGAUGAAGGAAGAGGAUUUUAUUGAAAGGCUCAUGUACAGGUUUGACAGCAAAAGAUUUUGUAGAGAUUGUAGAAGGAAUGUUAUUCGUGAAUUCAAGGAGCUAAAGGAGCUCAAGCGCAUGCGGCGAGAACCUCGCUGCACCAGUUGGUUUUGUGUUGCAGAUACAGCUUUCCAAUAUGAGGUGUCUGAUGACAAAAUCCAGGCUGAUUGGCACCAAACUUUUGCCGAUACUGUUGGAUCAUAUCAUCACUUUGAAUGGGCAGUUGGAACUGGAGAAGGAAAAUCUGACAUUCUAGAAUUUGAAAAUGUAGGCAUGAAUGGGAGUGUUCAAGUUAAUGGCCUAGAUCUUGGUGGUUUAACUGCAUGUUUUAUCACUUUGAGGGCUUGGAAACUAGAUGGCCGCUGUACUGAGCUUUCUGUAAAGGCUCAUGCAUUAAGGGGUCAACAAUGCGUCCACUGCAGGCUUGUUGUAGGUGAUGGUUUUGUUACUAUUACUAGGGGGGAAAGCAUCAGAAGUUUUUUUGAACACGCCGAAGAGGCUGAGGAAGAAGAGGUAGUUCAGGAUGAUGACUCCAUGGACAAGGAUGGGAAUGAGCUGGAUGGAGAAUGCUCCCGUCCCCAAAAGCAUGCGAAGAGUCCUGAACUUGCUCGAGAAUUUCUUCUAGAUGCUGCAACAGUUAUUUUCAAGGAGCAGGUUGAAAAGGCUUUCAGAGAAGGAACUGCACGUCAAAAUGCUCAUAGUAUCUUUGUUUGCCUUGCACUUAAACUGCUGGAGGAGCGAGUUCAUGUGGCAUGCAAAGAAAUUAUUACAUUGGAAAAGCAGAUGAAACUUCUUGAAGAAGAGGAAAAGGAAAAGCGUGAAGAAGAAGAACGCAAAGAGAGAAGAAGAACUAAAGAGAGAGAGAAAAAGCUUCGAAGAAAGGAGAGAUUAAAAGGGAAGGAAAGGGAUAAAGAAAAGAAGUGCUCUGAAUCAAAUAAUUCUCUUGAAGUCUCAAAGGAUGAAACAUCAGCAAGCAUUGAUGAGGAAGCUAAUAAUGAUGUCAGCUGUAGGGAUUCAGUUAGUGAAACUGGUGACAUUUGUCUAUCCAGGCCUGAAUCUCCUGAUGUUCAAGAAAAAUGCUCAAAUGGGUAUGCCAGUUCGGAAAUGCAAAACAACUCCUGUGGUAGUCCUGAUGGAGGAGUCACUAAUGUGAAAGAUGGGACUGGCUCUUUUAUGAUUGAACAAUCAAAAUUUUCUUAUCGAAGAUUGAAAUUUCGGAAAGAAGUCCCCAUUGAGCCCUCUUUGAAGCGGUCUGAUAGGCGUCGAUUUGCAAUUGUUUCAGAAAAUGGGGCUACGGUUAAUAGAUCUGAGUCGAGACACUAUGGUGACAAUUUUGAGACUCCUCCAAGGGGUGUCACCGGAUUGAAUAGGCAGUCGAGGAUAAACAGACAGAAGUCUAAUGGUCGAAAUUGUGGCCUUAAGUUUAAUGAGAAGUUUCAUUGUCUUAACAACAGGAUGGAUGACAGAUAUGACUUUCAUUCUUGCAGCUGUCAUCAAAACAAUGAAUACAGGGUGAAAGUUGAACCACAUGUUUCUGCAGUAAGAAUUGGCCGAGAUAGCAAAUUUGGUAAGUCAGCAUCUACAAUGGAAGCGUCCAAGAAAUUUUAUUGUGGGAACAAGUAUGGGCAAAUAAAUUACAUGCGUGAAGGUUGUGUAAGAGCCAAAAGCAAAAGCUUCACAGCAAACAAUUCUUCUAGCAGAGAUUUGCUUCAUCCUAAGAAAGUUUGGGAACCUACAGAAUCACACAAAAAGUAUGCUUGGAGCAACUCAGACAGUGAUGUUACCUUGAGGUCAGCUACUUUAAAGGUUGAAGAAUUAGAAUCUGAUAAUAGCUUAUUCAAAACGCCUGAUGAUGAGUGUUCUGGUGAAGUUACUGGAAAUUUUGGUGAAAUUGAUGAGGAGGAGCAUAAUAUGGGGGAAUCAGGAAGAUCUAACCUCAGAAUCAAUAAAGGCUGCCUGAAUGGACACAGCGUGGAAGUAAAGGCGCCUUGCUACUCAACAAAAACUUCUUAUGAGGAAAUCAGUUCUUGCCGUCCACAGAACUCUGGCUCAAGUGGGACUUCUGAUCCUAGCAUAGGUAGCAUUUCAAAUUCAGAUAACUGUUCAUCAUGCCUCAGUGAGGUAGAUAGCAAUACAGCCUCUUCGAACCAAGGAAAUCUGGAAUCUUCGUCCACUUCAGAUUCAGAAGAUACGUGUCAACAAUCAGAAGUAAGAGAAUCCUCACUAUGUCAAAAUGGUUUCCCCAAUUCUCAUAAGGUGGCCAUGGAGAAAAAACAAAUUAUGAAUGGAGGGGGGGAAUUUGGAAGCAGGGAAUUGUUUGGGCUUCCAGCAGAUGGUCUGAGAAUGAAUGCGUUGGGAAAUCUGCCCACAAAAACCGUGCAACUGCAAAAUACUGAUACUAGAAUAGGCUUGCAACAUCAAGGCAUGUUUCCACCUAUGCAAAACCAUAAUUUACAAUUUCCAGUCUUUCAAUCUCCUUCAAUGAAUUACUACCAUCAAAAUCCUGUUGCUUGGCCGGCUGCUCCACCAAAUGGAUUAAUGCCCUUUCCCCACGCUAACCACUACCUAUAUGCUGGCCCUCUUAGCUAUGGUUUAAACAGAAACUCACAGUUACAUAUGCAGUAUAGUCCUGUGCAGCAUUUGGCGACACCCAUUUUUCAUCCUGGGCCAGUGCCAGUUUAUCAGCCAGUUGGCAAAACAAAUGGCUUGAACUCAGAAGAGCAAACGAAGAUGUAUGCAGGGCAGGAAACUUUAACUGAAGCCAGGACAGACAAGAAGGAAUCAGCCAGAUCAUGUUCAACAGAAGUUCUGCCAAGUGGAGCAGUUGGAAAAGUUGAUAAUUCUUCUAAGUUGCAUGUCAGUAACACCAGCUUUUCCUUGUUCCAUUUUGAUGGGCCUGUAGCUCUAUCAACAGGAUGUAAACCAGAUCAUGAGCCUUCAAAAGAUGAAAUUGUUGGAGAUCUUUCUUCGAAAUUUUCGACAGAUCAAGUUGAUAAUGAUCCUGGUUGCAAUAAGAAAGACACUACUAUGGAAGAAUACAAUUUGUUUGCAGCAAGCAAUGGCAUAAGAUUUUCGUUCUUCUAGUAUAGUAGUGAGAUUUGAGGUGAGGUGGCUGUUUGGAAGUCCAGUCCCUGUGUUCUUGUUUGCUCUUGGAAGUUUUGAUUACUUUGAAGUCCGUACACAAUAAUCUUCCUCAGAGAAAUUGAAAUUUUAGCUAUAGUUUUUUCAGUUGAUUGAUAACUAAUUUCUCCCCUUUUUUUGUUCAUUGUAGAGAGAGAGGGAGAGAUUGGAAGAGUGGUAUAAUGCCUGAGUUUUUCUGUAUGAGGUCAGCCUUUUUUUGGUUUUUCAAUUUCUUUUUAUUAAUGAAUCAUUUGUUGGUAUGA